AUGUUUGAUGUCGUACGGUCAGGUGCGUGUAUUGUAGACGUGGAAAUGUUAGAAGGACCCUUGGCCACGACGGAUACGAAGCCGCCAGGCUCGAGCAGUCCUGGUUCAGGCAGCAAUCUUGAGGGAGUGGCCGCCGCUGUGGCUCGGGGAAAGAGUUCCGCGCCUUCUAGCGCGGAAUCGGUGUGUCGAUCAGCGAUAGGCAAACUCCUUCGGUCGAAGCCACGGCUUGUGUUCCCCGUGUUCCCCGUGUUACCCGUGUUCCCACGUGGAAGGCAUGAUGACUCGUACGCAAGGUCUAGUGUCCAAGCUGCCAUAGAUGCACCGAGAUCUUCGACCCACAAUACCCGUGGCGUCACUUGUCGAUGUCCAAACCAAACCCCAGCAUCGGCAUGUCAACACAUGCCACAUGGUGAAAUGCAAAUACCACAAACCCUUUUUGGACAAUCGGAGAUUUGCUUCGGGCCGUUUGCAAAGAAUCUUGGACGCACAACGUUUGCAACAGCUCAGCGCUGGCACCGGCCAACGCACCUCAGCGGCAACCGCUGGUUCGCCCCCUGUCGCGCGCCUGCAGGUACGAGGUACACGGUUGCGGAUUCAGUUGGGCACAUUCGCCUAGCUUUCACUGCUGCGCAAUCUCCCAAACGCAGGCCCAACUUAGCAACAGGGGCUAGUCAAAUCUCCGGAAGACUCGUUCCCCCCGGCAUUCUAUCCCAUCGCAAGACAAUGGCCAUAUGUAGAUCCAAUGAUCAGGGCUUAGACGAAAUAUGGGCCGGGGAGGACUUCCAGUCGCGCAGCCGCACCGUUAUGUUUCGAUCUGAAAGCUCUCGUGCAGCCACCAGCCAGCCAUCGACUACGAAGGGAAGCUUUGCUCUGGCAAAUGAAGGCGUUGGUACACCACUUGAGCCUAGGAUGGAACCAUCAGCAGGCUCGUCUGCGCGUACUCCGGUAUUCAUGGAACUCGGAUGGCAAAUGUAG
Messenger RNA from Macroventuria anomochaeta, 975 nucleotides. RefSeq lists its product as uncharacterized. The coding region runs from base 1 to 975 and encodes 324 amino acids. The transcript is spliced from 5 exons. Lineage: Eukaryota; Fungi; Ascomycota; Dothideomycetes; Pleosporales; Didymellaceae. The record is from RefSeq and is a predicted model, not a curated record.